Amaranthus tricolor (Joseph's coat) is the source of this 2101-nucleotide messenger RNA. Its product is annotated as protein S-acyltransferase 8-like. NCBI's taxonomy places the organism in Eukaryota, Viridiplantae, Streptophyta, Magnoliopsida, Caryophyllales, Amaranthaceae. Gene Ontology annotation, cellular component: endoplasmic reticulum; Golgi apparatus. The transcript has 5 exons. The coding region runs from base 484 to 1737 and encodes 417 amino acids. The record is from RefSeq and is a predicted model, not a curated record. Gene Ontology annotation, molecular function: protein-cysteine S-palmitoyltransferase activity. Gene Ontology annotation, biological process: peptidyl-L-cysteine S-palmitoylation; protein targeting to membrane.
AAUUUGAAUUUUGAAUUUAAUAAAGUAAUGAAAAAAAACCACUUCCAAACAUGGAUGUUGUUAGGCCUUUAUUAAAAACAUCAAUUCUCUAUUGGUGAAGGAGGGCAAAAGUGUGGAAUUUCCAUAUAGGAUGAAAAUAAGAAAAUUCUGUAUUUGAUGAAUUUUCACUGAGAAGAAAAGAAUUUCCAAUUUCCAAUUUCUAAUUUUUUAGUUUCAAUUUGCAAUUUGCAGAAGCAGUAAUCUCUACCCACAAACCCAAACCCUUUACUUUGAUUUUCCCUUUUUCAAACUGCCAUUUUCAGAUCAUACCCACAUCUGUUCUUCCUCCUUUUUCUCUCCGAUCGUUUUUCUCCCGAGUAUUUUUCAAAGAUUGGUGAAAUGGAGAGGAGAUUAUGGGAUGUUUAAAAUGUGUGAUUUCAACUUCCAAGUUUUUGAUUCUAUACCUGCAUAGCAGAGAAUUUGUUCACAAUUUCUUAAUUUCUCAUGGAAAAGGAAAAGCGUGUUUAUCAAGUUUGGAAGGGUAGUAAUAAAUUUCUUUUGGGUGGUCGCAUAAUAUUGGGUCCCGAUGCUAAGUCAGUACUUGCCACCAUACUGUUGAUCACUGUUCCAGUUGUUAUCUUCUGUAUAUUUGUAGCUUGGCAUCUUCGUCAUGCUCAUCAAUUUGUUUCAUAUAAUGCUGGAUAUGCAAUCUUGGUGGUGGCCAUUGUUUUUACCAUUUAUGUAUUGGCCCUUUUAUUGCGCACGUCAACAAGAGAUCCGGGAAUUGUACCACGUAAUUCACAUCCACCAGAGGAAGAGUUUCGUUACGACUCUUCAGUAGUUGAGACUGGUGGAAGACAAACACCAGGUCUUCAGUUUCCUCGGACAAAAGAAGUUAUGGUUAAUGGAAUUCCAGUGAGGGUAAAAUAUUGUGAUACAUGUAUGCUAUAUCGCCCACCCCGCUGCUCUCAUUGCUCAAUAUGCAACAACUGUGUGGAGCGCUUUGACCACCAUUGCCCUUGGGUUGGUCAGUGUAUUGGAGUGCGCAACUACCGCUAUUUUUUUCUUUUUGUGUCUUCAGCCACUCUACUGUGCAUUUAUGUGUUUGCCAUUUCUGCCUUCUAUAUGAAGGUUCUGAUGAAUGACAACCAUUAUACAGUUUGGAGGGCCAUGAAAGAUUCACCAGCAUCAGUAAUACUCAUGGCUUAUUGUUUCAUAUCUUUGUGGUUCGUUGGUGGACUCACUGGAUUUCAUAUGUACCUUAUCGGCACAAAUCAGACAACAUAUGAGAACUUCCGGUACAGAACUGACAGCAGGCUCAACGUCUACAACCGAGGCUGUGCUAACAAUUAUGGUGAAGUGUUCUGCACUAGUAUUAAACCAUCAAGAAACAAUUUUCGGGCUUAUGCUCAGGAAGAGGUACAACAAACACCACCCCUGCGUACCACCCCCGAAAAUGAAAUUGAAAUCAUGGAUGAUUCGGGUGACCAGCGUACCAAGGUACAUAAUGAUUUAGACCUUGGGGGAGAUCUGCUUAAGAUUUCACAAUGCCAUAACAUCGAAGACAUCGAGGACGAUAUACGGAGUAGAGGAAGCAACUUGCUUCAUAACAGUUCAGAAACCGACUCUUACGUGGGCUCGGACUAUCACACUCAGACAAUCCGUGCAGAUAUCCGACAUUCUAGCCGGGGCAGAAGCAGGAACUUUGAAAUCCGAUCCGAUAUCUCAACAAAAGAUGCCCAUGUCCAUGAGGGAUGAAAAUACUACUUCAAAUGGAAUUAUUUUGUACAUUUGAUCUCUGGAAGUUGAAAUUCGUUUUGGCGUCGUUGGUAACACAUUCUUCUCACUUGAGGAUUUCAUCUUAUUGAUUGGCUUUUUUGACAUCAUCUGAAAUAGUAUUGAAUAGGUCGAGCUCGAGCUCGAAAAAGAAAUAGUUUAGACGCGGUCUUUGGCGUUUAUUUGGAUUUUGUAUCAGCCUUGCUGGUUAUGCCUUCUGUAAAUACAAACUUGUAGGAUGAUUUAUUUUGUAACUGGUAUGCACUUUGCCAUCUCCACGCAUUCUUCUCUCUUUUGCUGUUUGUGAUUGAAUCGGUUUUUUCUAAAAUUUUGCUAUCUUUUUCAA